Molecule: messenger RNA, 2154 nt
Organism: Magallana angulata
Lineage: Eukaryota; Metazoa; Mollusca; Bivalvia; Ostreida; Ostreidae
Exons: 7
Coding region: 140-1066 (308 amino acids)
Source: RefSeq, a predicted model, not a curated record
AGCACCUUACUUCCGGUCGGAGACUGUUGCUUAGCGCACGUAAACAAAAAGGAGAACAGGUGCUUGUCCAUCUUUGUUUACAAUUAUCUUUCACUGAAGUGACAUACUAUGGCAAGUAUAUAGACAGAACUCUUGAAAUAUGCCAACGGGUCAUGUACUUCCCGGGUAUGGGCAGCCCGUGACUUAUCUCAGAAGAGCCAAGUCAGCCUAUCCAUUAGACAAGUCUAAGAUUAAAGAAUACGCAGCGCAAAAUGUCCCCGCCCCCGAGAGAAACGAACUACUUCGCAUAAAAAGUCAGGCCAGGGACCAAUGGUUGGGCUUAGAUAGAGCAGCAACUACUUACGAUUUCCAGUUUAAGUACAGAAAUCUAGAUCAACCAACUCAGUCGAGACCUACCUCUCCAACCAGAAAAAACAAACCCCAUCCACCGCUAGUCUUCCUAACUAAUCGCCUUCAUUAUGUGCCUGGAUAUCACAAUGCUGAUACAACUAUCAACAGACCAGUCUACCAAGUUGAUGCUAGUGUUCCAUAUGAAGAGCAAGCACAGAGAUGGGCAUUGAGGGAUAAAUAUAUUGGGAAACCCAGUGCAAAAGCCAUCAACCAAUAUACUGAUAAAUAUGGAUAUCGAGAGUAUUUUGACCCCGUAGAAGCACAAGCUGCAGAGGCAUGGACCAAACUAGCAGACGACAAAGAUCUCUACCAACUGCCAAACGUCUUCGAUGAACAGAAAGGGAAACACAUCACUGAACCCAACGUUGAGCAUGGGAUACCCUUGCAAGAACCACAGAGGCCCAAAACAGCAAUGGCUUCAACUUACCGAUGGAUGAAAUACGCAGGGGCUUCUGAAAACAUGGAACUACACCGAGCACUGGAAGCCAUUAGAAACAGAGGGCAAAUGCCAAACAUGAUGCGCUAUUCCAGAAACGGCAUUGGAUCCACGGAAAUGCGACGUCGUGACGACAUCGAGGCCGUGCAAAGAACGCGGUACGUUGCCAAGCCGUCACGUGGAGACUUCCUAAUGCAUCCCGAUUGGCCGUCCAGUAUACCCCACCAUCGAGUGGACUAAUGGAUCAGCUAAUGGUGGUGCGAGAUUGAAAUAAUGCCAAGUGUUUCAUCUGAAAGUCUAAAAAAAAAAAUUAUGCAUUUGUAUUUUCGAUAAUUUUACUCCCAAAAAUUUUUAACCAUUGACAAAAGUUUGCUUUUGAGUAAAAUUGGUUGAUAGAUGAAGAGUUCUAUACAUUGCCAAACGUUAGCAUCGAUUUUCGGUUGUUUUGUUUAGUUUUACUUGGAAACGCAGAAUAUAUUUAUGUUCUGAAGUUUGCUAAGAGCAAUGAUCUUACUAUUUUUCACCUGGUUGGAGUAUUUUGAUGUCUUGUAAGUCAAGACCGUCUAUAGGUUCUUGCACGCGUUUGUUUGGGUAAUUAGAAAAAUAUAGUGUAAAGAAUAUAGUUAUCCAAUAGAUUGUUUUUGCUAGGAUUUGGAUUUUCCCAACUCCCAUUUAAAAAACAACUAGAGCAAAUCAACAAAACCCAUCCUAAAAAUUGAAAACACCUAUUACGCUUGAUUACCAUUUAUGAAAAAUAAGUACAAGUAUACAGUGGCCGACAUCAGAUCUGUAACUGAGACCAACUUCAUUCUGAUUACGUACAGGUUACUUAACACAUACCGUGACAAGCACGAAAUGUGGCGUUGGUUUUCAUGGAGACCGUUAUACACUAUUCAUCGCCCGGCAUUGUUUACUAGUAUCUUCCGUUAUAUGUCAAUUUUAUGACAAGACCGUUUUUUAAAAAGAGCCUUAUUUUCUUUAGCUGCUUUAUUUAAUUAUACAAGUGCCUUAUAUAUUAGGUCGUGGGGAGACUUAGCCAUAAUACAUGUUGUUUUAGAGUCUUGUUUUUUUUAAUAUUUGAGUGGCCCCUUUGGGGUUUUUUUUUCAGUAUUACUGCAUUGACGUGAGGGGAAACUUUAACCCUUAUUCCAUCAUAAUGUAAAUAAAUGUUACUUAUUUGUUGUUUUUUUUUUUCUUUUGGUUAUCUGCUAAAACUGCUAGACAUAUAGCGUACUUGUCAUUUGUCGAGAAAAUCGAUAUGAUGUAAUGAAGAACUUCAAGUUCUAAGUGUUAAUGGUAUUGAUGACAUUAAUAAAAAUAUUAUUUAA